Messenger RNA from Bolinopsis microptera, 1210 nucleotides. RefSeq lists its product as uncharacterized. The coding region runs from base 25 to 585 and encodes 186 amino acids. NCBI's taxonomy places the organism in Eukaryota, Metazoa, Ctenophora, Tentaculata, Lobata, Bolinopsidae. The transcript has 3 exons. The record is from RefSeq and is a predicted model, not a curated record.
UCACAAAACGCGGCAGCUGUAGCCAUGAAACAACGCAAACCUAAUAACGAUGACGAUGAGCUCGUUGUAACAGCUGUAACACAAGCGAGAACACCCCUCACGAAACGACCCGCCCCCCAAACCCCAGUCAACCUGUCUAACAAGAAAAACAAAACAGCCAGCGCCCAUCUGUUUAUCGUAGACGGUCCCAACACGAUAAAAGAAAUGGGGCUGACCAGCCCUGAGGACCAACAGAUAGUUACUAAACUUGUGAAACUACACCCUAAAACCAGAUGGAAUCUCUUAGUUAGCAGAACUCUGCAGCUUAGGGACUUGCGAAGUCAGGUUUGUGCUUUACUCCAAAUGCUGGUUCCAGAGCUUGAUCAGAAUGCUGUAGGCGUCAAAACGGAGCCAGUGGACGGAACUAAACUCGUCUCACUCCUAAACCAGGUUUUAGAAGCUAACCAAGCCGGCGACGACGGAUCCUCGUCCCAACUCACGACCUCAUCAGAGCAACCAGUCAAUUCACAAACUGCAAAUUCCUCUAGUUCAUCAACCGUUAAAACAGAAAUUUUUAAUCCAUCCAGUUAUAGGGGCGCCAUUUGAUUAAGGCCGAAUGUUUUUGUGGCUAUUAUCAUAUGAUAGAUUGAAGUGCCUUUUUUAAUCAAAUUUAAAUUAUUUUAUAUAUUGGAGCCGUAAUCGUAACUUCGUUACUACGUUGUGAAGCACCCUUACUCUGCCAUUUAAAAAAAGAGUAACAUUAAAUUCGUAUUUGGAAGAUUAUUUGUAUUGAGAAAAUGGUGUUUUAAAAAUUAGUUGACGCACUUGAAAUAGUCAUGUUGUUUUCAGAUAGCUAUCUUGAUCAGCAGAUUCAAGUAAGAAUUUACGUUGAUAUUAUAAUUCAUAAUUAGCUUUUAUAUUGAUCAGGAUCUGUCCACUAAGUUUUCAACCAAUUUUAUCAAAUAAAUAAAUCAUGUACUAUUAAGUUUUAGAGUAGGUUUUCGUUAGUUGUUUCCUGAGUCAUGAGUAAACAUCAGUAUUUGUAUCAAUCGCAUUUGUAUCAAUCGCAUUUUUACAUAUUUUGGUUGUAUGUAUAAAAUUUUGAUUGUGAUGACACUAGUAUUAAUAUGAUGGCAUUCAAAUAAAAGUUAUAUUUAACGAUAGUCCUAGUUAAUAAUCUCAUAUUUUAUCGAUUCACUCUAUUUAUUUAUACCGUUACACUGUCAACUGU